Messenger RNA from Protopolystoma xenopodis, 345 nucleotides. The record is from the annotation of a GenBank genome assembly. NCBI's taxonomy places the organism in Eukaryota, Metazoa, Platyhelminthes, Monogenea, Polystomatidea, Polystomatidae.
AUGCAUGAUCCUUUCCUUCACCCUUGUGCUGGUAAUGUUGAUCAGUCUGCCAUAUUGUUACACAGUCCUCCUUCCCUAGGUCUUAUCAGUCUCCCUCUUGCUAUGUCCCUGGUUCAAGUAUUUCACUCGACCCCUGCUACCCCAUCUGUGCUACUCGAAGCAUUACUACCCCUCCCCUCCGUCUGGGUGACUAAUUUGAGGCUAAAGCCUCUUAAUGAUUUCCAUGGUCAAGCCUUUGCUGCAUGGACCACGUCCCUGGUACAACAGGCCUACUGUCAACCAACUAGCUCCAGUCUCCGCCGUGUCUAUCCUGUUUCUAUCCCGAAAACCAAGUCUGUGAUUUGA